AUGGCUGCCCUGAGCCUCAUCCUUGAAGAGCGAAAGCGGCAAAGUGGCCAGGCCCAAAGGGAAUCGUUUUCCUCAAAGGUUCGCUUGGUGGCAGACCCUACGACUUCCGUGGCUGACUUGGCCAAAGUUUUCCGGCAGUACUUGGAGCACCACAAAAGCGAGGAUCUCUGGGCACUCAUAUGCCCGCCGCCCUCUGGGCCACAUUCGUACUCGUGGCAGACGUCUCCCCAGCCUCAGUGGCUGGCCAAAACGGCUGGCCUCUUGUACGACCUCUUGGCACUUGCCCCGAAUUCGAAGCUUGCCUCGAAGAAAGUGCUGUCGAGCUUGGACCUCUUGUGCAAGAACAAGGUUCUGUGGUUGCCACCUAACAGGCAACCCCAGGCGACCAUGGACAGGCUUGACACAACAGUGAGAAUCCUCUUGGCCAUGUUGAGGUCCCUGAAGAUGAGCGAGGAGUUGAGAUCGAAGUGCUGGCGACUCUUGGGGAGGGAAGAGCAGGUCAUGCUUGAAAUCGCGCUCGACAAGCUCCAGCUGCCUCCUGGGUACUGCCCUGAGAGCCAGAUCAAAGGCGGGGAGGAGGACAGUGGUCAGGAAAUCCAGGCGGCGCCAAUGCCAGGUGACCUCGUCAUUUUCAGCCCAUGA
Molecule: messenger RNA, 642 nt
Organism: Effrenium voratum
Lineage: Eukaryota; Dinophyceae; Suessiales; Symbiodiniaceae
Source: the annotation of a GenBank genome assembly